AUGAGAAUCAAAACCACCUUGGAUAAUACAUUUUUAAAAUAGGCAAAUAAUCAUAAAAAUAUCCAGAAUAGAGACUCAAAAAAUAUCAGAAAUAACAUUAAAAUAAUUUCAAAUAUUAUGAUAAAAAUUAAGGAUGAUGACUUUAAUAAAAAUAAUUAUUCAUCUGAAAAAUACUAAAAAAUUAAAAAAGAAAUUAUAUAAAAUAUUGGUAGAAAUUAGAAGAUCAUACUUACUAGUCUUGACGAAUAAUUUAUUUUAUUUAAUGUGGGUCUAAUGGAUUAAAUUUAUUGGUAGAUAUGA
Messenger RNA from Paramecium sonneborni, 300 nucleotides. Lineage: Eukaryota; Ciliophora; Oligohymenophorea; Peniculida; Parameciidae. The record is from the annotation of a GenBank genome assembly.